AUGGCCGACGUCCCGCAGCUGAUCAGAAUCGGGAUUUCUCUCAAGAUGCUGCCCAACAACAGCGCGGUGUACUUCAAGUCGGACGGAGCCCGGUUCGGCCAAACCAGGACGAUCAAACUGUUGACGGGGUCCAAGUACAAAAUCGAGGUGGUCGUCAAACCCGGAGCAGUGGAAGCCACGUCAAUGAGCGUGGGUGGAGUGACCUUCCCACUGGAGCAGCAGUCCAAAGACCCCCAGUCAGUGGUGUACACGGGGCAGUACGACACGGAGGGGGUCGCACACACCAAGAGCGGGGAGAGGCAGCCAGUGCAGAUCAGCAUCCAGUUCUCGGAGGCAGGCCUGUUUGAAACGGUGUGGCAGGUGAAGUACUACAACUACCACAAGAGGGACCACUGCCAGUGGGGGAACAGCUUCCACAGUAUCGACUACGAGUGCAAGCCCAACGACACGCGCACCCUCAUGUGGGUCAACAAGGAGAUGUUCGUGUGA
Messenger RNA from Lampris incognitus (smalleye Pacific opah), 489 nucleotides. It is a transcript of the gene cnrip1b, whose product is annotated as cannabinoid receptor interacting protein 1b. Lineage: Eukaryota; Metazoa; Chordata; Actinopteri; Lampriformes; Lampridae. Gene Ontology annotation, molecular function: type 1 cannabinoid receptor binding. The coding region runs from base 1 to 489 and encodes 162 amino acids. The transcript is spliced from 3 exons. Gene Ontology annotation, biological process: negative regulation of signaling receptor activity. Gene Ontology annotation, cellular component: plasma membrane. The record is from RefSeq and is a predicted model, not a curated record.